GUAGAGGAUGCGCGAGAUGCCUCCGUGGUAUCCGCGGUGCUCAGAUCUGCUGGCUUUGACGACACUGCCUGUGCGUUCGCUCAGUAUGAUGAUGUAUCGCAAGUCACAGCGGCCCUUGAAUCGCUCGUCUCCUCCAACCUCGUCAACCCCCGCACCCGCCCCCUCCGCAUCCCGGUGCAAGACGUCUUCAAGAUCGGCGGCAUCGGCAUCGUGCCCGUCGGGCGGGUGGAGAGUGGCACGCUCACGCCCGGCAUGCGGCUCAAG
Messenger RNA from Mycena citricolor, 264 nucleotides. The record is from the annotation of a GenBank genome assembly. Lineage: Eukaryota; Fungi; Basidiomycota; Agaricomycetes; Agaricales; Mycenaceae.